Molecule: messenger RNA, 2212 nt
Organism: Homarus americanus (American lobster)
Lineage: Eukaryota; Metazoa; Arthropoda; Malacostraca; Decapoda; Nephropidae
Exons: 2
Coding region: 130-1335 (401 amino acids)
Source: RefSeq, a predicted model, not a curated record
UCUGUGUGUCUUGGUGUACAGGUGUGGAGACAUUACUCGUUAACUCAGGAGAGGUGGGGGAAGGGGAGACUCUCCAAGAUUUCAGUAUAAGCGACAAAACGAGUCUACUCUCUUGUAAGGUUUCUGUUGAUGCAGUUGGUGGCCGUCGGUGGCUUGGUGAUGGCAGCUUCUGGUGCUCAAAACAACUCAGUGUUACAAGAGACAAAUGAAAGAAACGUUACUUUACAAGAGACAAAUGAAAGAAACGUUACUUUACAAGAGACAAAUGAAAGAAACGAUACUUUACAAGAGACAAAUGAAAGAAAUCUAACUGGUUCUCUCAAUUUUCACUUUCCAUCAUCCUCUUUUCCUGGUGAUCGACCGUUCUCCGGUUAUCUUGAAAAGCUCUACAAGAAUUCCUCGGCAUCAGUGAAACAAUAUUUAGAAUUACUGUCAUCCAACUUUUUAAAAUUAAAUUCUUUGAUAAACUCAAAUACCUUAGAGCCCUGUGAAAAAAACAUUACAUUUCAAGAGUCAGAUAAAAAAAAUCUUACUUUGCAAGAACCAGAUGUCAGGAACCUUACUUUACAGGAGCCAGAUGAAAGAAGUCUUAAUUUUCAAGAGCCACAUGAAAGAAACCCUACUUUACAAAAGGCAAAUGAAAAUUAUCUCCCACUUUCUAUGAUUUCAAGUUUAUCAUCACCCCAUCUUCCUGGUGACCAACAGUUCUCCGGUUAUAUUGACAAGCUCUACAAGAACUCCACGGAAUCAAUGAACCGACUUUUAGAAUCACUACCAUCCAACAUUUCAAAAUUCGAUUCUUUGUUAAACUCUAAUACCUUCGAGUCUUUAGGCUUUUCAGAACCUUAUAAUAUAAAUAUUUCAAAUAUUCUCGGUAUCAAAGUCCCUGGAGGUUCAGAACUGCUAAAUAUUACCCUGACUGACCUACCUGGUAAAGUCAAACACUCUCCCAUACUCUCUUAUCUAGAACAAUCAGUCAACAAUAAUUUAUCAUUAGUAAAUAUCAAGGUUUCAGGGUCACCAAAAUUAGUCGCUCGGGUCUUAACUUAUAUGGAAAAUCCAGGAUCACCCAACGGAACAAUAGUUGAAGAAAUAUUACUUAAUGAGCCUAACUUAAUAAAUUCUUCGUUACGUGGAACAGGGAAUUUCACCCCUUUACCUGUAAGCAAUAGUCCAGUACAUUUAGAUAACAAUACCACAGUAGUCCAGACGGUCACUCUUCUGUCACCGGAUAAUUCCAAGCCACCACUAACAAGUCGCUCACAACUGGAUAUUAGUUCUAGUCAAGUGAAUCUUAGCCCGUUAAUUAACUCUUCAUUUCAAAAUACAGAAUAACAUCAGUGAGGAGCUAUCAAGAAACUUCCAUAACAGUGAGCAAUAUUUAAAGGACUUCAAUAAUUUCCUAAAUAUGAGUAAACCUUUGAUACCAGAGAUUCAGGUGCCACCUCUACUGGCCAUGUAACCCCAAGGACUGGGUGUUCCUGGCGUUCACUCGGUGUUUCUGAUGUUCACUCGGUGUUCCUGGCGUUCACUCGGUGUUUCUGACGUUCACUCGGUGUUCCUGUCGUUCACUCGGUGUUUCUGACGUUCACUCGGUGUUUCUGACGUUCACUCGGUGUUCCUGUCGUUUACUCGGUGUUCAUAACGUUUAGCUCGGUGUUCCUGACGUUCACUCGGUGUUCCUUACGUUCACGCGGUGUUCCUUACGUUCACUCGGUGUUCCUUACGUUCACUCGGUGUUCCUUACGUUCACUCGGUGUUCCUUACGUUCACUCGGUGUUCCUGACCUUCACUCGGUGUUCCUGACGUUCACUCGGUGUUCCUGUCGUUCACUCGGUGUUCCUGUCGUUCACUCGGUGUUCCUGACGUUCACGCUGGAUGUAACACAAAUUUUCCACAUCAUAAAGAAUCAUUAGUCAGGUUUUGAGGUUUUUUAUACUGUGGCAACAACAACUUUUGACCAUCAUAUUUAUGUUUAAGAGAAGAAUGGUGUUCCAAGGUCACCUCCACACACUGACUAGCCAGCAGAACAGUUAAAGAUGUCAGAAUUGCAAAAGAUUGAUCAACCAAACUCUACAAAUUAUUAUAAACGAGAAAAAGACAAAUUUAAGAUUUCACACAACUUAGAAGAUAACUUUUUGUUAUGAUGUUUUACCCCGGCAUCGAAUGUCUCAUAUUUGACAGAUAUAUAUGUUAAUAAUACCUUGAUUAU